AUGAGACUAACCAAUCUCUUGUCGGAAAACAAGACCAAUCCUGUUUGAAAUUGACAUCAACAUAUUCAUUUGUAAUUUGACAUCAGGAUCGGAAUCAAUUUUAUUUUUUCCAUUACUGAAUUAUCUUGAAAUGAACAAUCUAUUUAGCAUUCCAAGCGUAUAUUAACGAAUUGUGAAUGAGUAUUCCAUCAAUGAUAUUGAAAUUGAAGAUCCAUGGUCUGGAUGAAAAGGAAACACUAUUGGAAAUCAAAGUUCUUUUAUAAUAAGUUUACGAAACAGUAAAAAUCAACUAUAUACAGCCAAAAUGAAUGACGACCAGUAUCAAAAAAUGAGGGAAGGCACAUUUCGAGGACAUAUGAUUGAAAUGGCUAAUUGGGGAGGUAAAACUGAGGCUAUUCGUCUAACUCAAUCCAGAAUAGGAAGUAUUGUAGCAAAAGAAAUGACAUCAAAUAGCCGCAGGGAAUGUAAAAAUCUAAACAAUUUGUUGAUGGAUAUCGCAUCUAAUAAAGUUUUCUAUAAUGAUGGCCUUGCUUCUGAUCGAAUGUUUCAAUCUAAUGAAACUUUAAAUGUCCGAAAUACAAGAAUAAGAAAACCUUCAACUUCCCAAACAACAACAGAAAAACUAAGCAAUUUUUUGUCAAUUUUGAAGGAUUCAUUGGAAUUGGUGAAUAGUAUAGGUAAAAAACAAGCUUUGAAGCAAUUACAACUACAAAUUGAUGACACUCCAAAAAAUGGGGGGAAAACUACUAACCAAAAAAUAAAUCAACUAAGAAAGGUUAUGCACAUUAUAAAAACAGAAGGAAACUCAAAUAUUCAAAAUAAAAAUAAGAAAACUAAAGCAUCGAUUGAGCAUCAACAGAACCUAGUGACAAGGAGAACGAAGAAAACUAAAGCUCCGCAAAAUCAACAGAACAUACUGCCAAAGAGAGGCAAGGAGACUCAAGCAUCAAAUCCCCCAACGCAGGAACAGAACACACGCAGAAAGAGAAAGAGAGGGAAGGAGACUCGAGCAUCAAAUCCCCCAACACAGGAACAGAACACACGCAGAAAGAGAAAGAGAUUAACCAUGCGCAUGCCUAGAACCACAAUAAAGAAAGAGUUCCUAUCCAAGAAAGAAAGAGAGAAAAAUAUGAACUCAAAUGUUCACAUAAAUAGAGGUGUAGUUAACAGUCACAAUAUUACAGCCUUAAAAUAUCCAGUCAAAAAGGAAAAAACUGAAGAAUUUUCAAAUGUACGUGUCAAACAAGAAGUAAUUGAGAUAGAUUAACAAGAGCACAGAAAAAUUGUUAGUUUUUUGCUAUAGGAAUUUUAAUGUUGUAGUUACAAUCAAUUAUAUUGUACAUUUAGUUCUAGUAUAUACUUUUAGUUUAAAGAAAUUUAAUAAAUAUUUUGUUAAAUGUA
Molecule: messenger RNA, 1401 nt
Organism: Harmonia axyridis
Lineage: Eukaryota; Metazoa; Arthropoda; Insecta; Coleoptera; Coccinellidae
Exons: 2
Coding region: 305-1267 (320 amino acids)
Source: RefSeq, a predicted model, not a curated record